AUGAACCUUGUCAUCGUGUCCUCUACUAACGACAUGCGCUUGGCGCAGGUAAAGAUACGAAGAAAGAAGAAUGUCAAGAAGGGAAUUCAAUUCUGUCUCAUGGUGUGCGGUGCAAGUGGAACUGGCCGGACCACAUUUGUCAAUACCCUCUGUGGCAAGCGAGUUCUUCAGCCCAAAGAAGCCGACGAUGCAGCCAAUGCUCACCUCGAGGAAGGAGUCAGAAUCAAGCCUGUCACAGUUGAGCUCGAAUUGGACGAGGAGGGCACACGUGUUUCGUUGACCAUCGUGGACACUCCCGGCUUUGGUGAUUUGAUCGACAAUGAAGCUUCCUUCGGCGAAAUUGUCGGCUAUCUUGAGCGACAGUACGACGAUAUCCUCGCAGAGGAGUCUCGUAUCAAGAGAAACCCUCGGUUCCGGGACAAUCGUGUGCACGCGCUCCUCUAUUUCAUCACCCCCACGGGUCAUGGCUUGCGCGAACUCGACAUCGAGUUGAUGAAGCGCCUCUCUCCCCGCGUCAAUGUGAUUCCGGUGAUCGGUAAGGCUGAUUCCUUGACCCCGGCUGAAUUGGCCGAGUCCAAGAAAUUGGUCAUGGAAGACAUUGAACACUAUCGCAUCCCCGUCUACAACUUCCCUUACGACAUUGAAGAGGAUGAUGAAGACACCGUCGAAGAGAAUGCAGAGCUACGUGGCUUGAUGCCGUUUGCCAUUGUUGGAUCCGAAGAUGUGAUUGAGAUCGGAGGCCGGCGAGUUCGUGCACGACAGUAUCCGUGGGGAAUUGUGGAAGUUGACAACCCUCGCCACUCGGACUUCCUUGCCAUUCGCAGCGCGCUCCUGCAUUCGCACCUUGCCGAUCUCAAAGAAAUCACCCACGACUUUCUGUAUGAGAAUUACCGAACGGAGAAGCUCAGCAAGAGCGUGGACGGCGGUGUCUCGGCCCAAGAUUCUUCGAUCAACCCUGAAGACCUGGCCAACCAGUCGGUCCGUCUGAAGGAAGAACAAUUGCGACGCGAAGAGGAGAAACUGCGGGAAAUCGAGGUUAAAGUCCAGCGAGAAAUCAAUGAGAAACGACAAGAACUGUUGGCACGGGAGAGCCAGCUUCGUGAGAUUGAGGCACGGAUGCAGCGUGAACAGAGCCAGGGAAUGGAUGACAUGAAUGGUCAUGGCCACCAAGACGCAUAA
This is a messenger RNA of Rhinocladiella mackenziei CBS 650.93, 1179 nucleotides long. RefSeq lists its product as uncharacterized. Gene Ontology annotation, cellular component: septin ring; cell division site; cytosol. The transcript has 4 exons. The record is from RefSeq and is a predicted model, not a curated record. Lineage: Eukaryota; Fungi; Ascomycota; Eurotiomycetes; Chaetothyriales; Herpotrichiellaceae. Gene Ontology annotation, biological process: cytoskeleton-dependent cytokinesis. Bases 1 to 1179 code for a protein of 392 amino acids. Gene Ontology annotation, molecular function: GTPase activity; molecular adaptor activity; GTP binding.